Stegastes partitus (bicolor damselfish) is the source of this 3281-nucleotide messenger RNA. RefSeq names its product probable phosphatase phospho1. NCBI's taxonomy places the organism in Eukaryota, Metazoa, Chordata, Actinopteri, Pomacentridae. The record is from RefSeq and is a predicted model, not a curated record. The coding region runs from base 55 to 852 and encodes 265 amino acids. Gene Ontology annotation, molecular function: phosphatase activity. The transcript has 2 exons.
GUCAUUGGGAUGCGGUUGCCGGAGCCGGGCACCUAGCCGACCAUCCCCGCUCAUAUGCCCACCACCGAGAGGGACCACUCGCCAAAGAUGACAGCUCCGUCAAACCCAAGCCAGGCCGCGCCGCAGGAACAACGCUUUUUGGUGUUGUUUGACUUCGACGAGACCAUCAUCAAUGAAAGCAGCGAUGACGCCGUGGUGCGCGCUCUGCCGGGCCAGCAGCUCCCCGACUGGCUGAGAAACAGCUACAGGGAGGGUCACUACAACGAGCACAUGCAGAAGGUUUUGGCCUACAUGGCGGAGCAAGGCGUGUCUAAAGACUCCAUCCACUCGGCGGUGGCGAAGAUCCCACCGACCCCUGGCCUCCUAAACCUCCUUCAGUUCCUGCAGAGCCACCAGCAGGACUUUGAGCUGGCGGUGGUGUCCGAUGCCAACAUGUAUUUUAUCGAGACGUGGCUGGAGCACGCUGGGGUGCGCCACCUUUUCAGGAAGAUUUUCACAAACCCGGGCAGCUUCGAUGCGACCGGUCGGCUGGUGCUGCUCCCUUUCCACUCACACUCGUGCUCCCGUUGUCCAGACAACAUGUGCAAGCAGAAGAUCCUUCGGGAGUAUUUGGCUGGCCGGCAAAAGGAGCGUGGUGGUGCUGCCUUCCAAAGGGUUUUCUACAUCGGAGACGGGGCCAACGAUAUCUGCCCCACUCUGGCUCUGGGACCCCAGGACACAGCCUUUCCCAGGAGGGACUUCCCCAUGCACAAGCUGCUGCUGGAGAUGCAGCAGUUCAAAGCAAACAUAGUUCCUUGGCUCAGCGGCGAGGACAUAGUGGACUGUUUGAAGAAAAUAAUGGAGGAGAGAUGAGAUCUAUGCUUGUCCGUGCUCGUAAAAAGAUCAGAUCGGAAACAACAAAGGUGCACCAACCUUGGUUUUGGUGAAAAGCAGGAUAUGCAUGAUUUUAGCCCAGCCACAAUUGGUACAACUUAUAAAGAUAUAACCAAACAAUAGUUCUGCAUUUUGGUAAAACACUUCUUGACUUUGUUGCAGAGAGUUAGGUGUCUGUACAGAAAUAUGCCGCAGGCUAUCUGACCUUUUCUCACCUUGUUUUGAUAAAAACAUGAAAUAACAUGAGAAUUUUCGAAUCCCUCAAAGCUAGCUUAUCCCUCUCAUUUGCAGUCUUCGUGCUAAACUAAGCGGCAUGUUUCCUGUACAGACUAAAGAAGGGUUUUCUCUUCGUAAUUCUUGACUAGAAAGCAAUGAAGCUACCAAAAUGUAGGACUGUUCCUUUAGUGCUAGCGUAGUAUGAAACCCUAAUGAAUUAUUAUUAAUAGCGUAUGCAGUAUCACAACUCCCACUGGAAUGCAAAUGAAUAAGCUCGCAGGUUAAGAUUAUCGUGAUCAAUAACGGAGAUAUGCAGUGUUGAUUAUGCACUAUGUUCUGGUUCUCAAGUCCGAUCCAAACGCUAAAGAACAGUACAACCAAAGUGGAGCCUGACUCUGGCUCUGGAGUGAACUGAAUCAGCUCAUCUUAACGAACCAUCCCCUUCAGUAUGAAUGUAGUCCACAUGUGAGAAUCUCACUGCACGUGACCUUUUUCAAAAUCUGUGAAUAUUUGCGUCACCGCUGCUGUGUGCGUGUAGAGAUUACAGCUUGAAACUGUUCCAUCCUUGUGGGUCCCAGUGUUGACAAGCUUCUUUUUAAACCCAAACCCCCCCCACACGUGUUCAUCGGAGGCCUCGACGACGGACACAUAAGUAGGAUCGGGUGUUGUAGCACGACCCGGGACAAAAGACCGCACAUGUCGCGUCGGGCGGGGACAAGGACGGUGUGGAGCAGGGAUAAGGUGACAGGGACUCAGGUGCGGUACCUGUGCGCUCUCCGCCGCCCAGUACUGAUACCUAAUCUAGGGCUUGAUUAUACAACUGUAAUCUACACCAGCAAGAGAUCCGACAACAGAGGAGCGCCGCAGCCAUACACACUGUUUCUCUGAGACUAUGAAACAAAGGGGAGUGUAAAGUACUCGUUUUUGAUUUUAAAAGUCCUUUUGUGUGGUUAACAUUAAAACUCCCAAGUGAAUAUUAUUGAUGAUAAAAGGCGAUGAAUUUAAACUAGAGAGGAUUUAUAGUCUUUAACACCUUCCGUAUGCGUGUGAAUGUAUAAACUACAGUAUUGUGAGUGGAUAGUAUUAAGGGUUUCGGUAUUACUAACUCAACAUCUAACCUCACUUUGCCUCACUGAAGUCAUGACAUGGAUAAAAAAUAUAUAUAUAUUUAAGAAAAAUAUAUAAGGUUUUUAGCGUUUUUUUUUAUUUUCUGUUCACAUUUUGAGAAAUAAAACACGUUUCAGGGUCUUACCUCCAUUUUCACAUCCUGUUUACGACAAACCGUCUACAUUACUGGAUGACUGGGGCAUGUGUACUGUACAUUUGUUCAUUUUCGCAGCCUAUUUAACAUCAUUUUCCCCAUAAUAGUGAUCCUUUUAAGCAACUUUAGGCCAGAGGUUGUGUUGAUAAUCGAGGCAUCCAUUUAGUAUUUUUUAAAUCAUCCUCGUCAAGCCAUUACAUUCUAAAAUGUUUGGGUGCUGAUGAAAAGCAGUGCAGCGGUGUGUUUGUUAACCAGUGAAAUAAUGUCGAGCCUUAACAAACAACAUAAUGCUGUUUAAGUGCUGGAAAUGUCCUUUAACCAGUGUUUUAGUUUCUCAGGGAGUAGCGACGAAAACAAGCAAAGAUAAUAAUAAUACUAACAGUAAUAUAUGUGUAAAAAGAUGUGUUCGUUUCAUUCUUACAUUUGCUGCGUCUAAGAACAAAUCGUUUUAUUUGUGACUGAAAAGUGUGACCCUGACAUUCUUUUAGAUUAAGAGCUAAUCCAAUAGUGCUUUGUGAUUAGGAGAUUUUAGUCCUGUGAGCUUUCCUCCGUGUGACACUACAGUUGUUAGAAACAGCAGCACUUCAGUUCUCGUCCGUGUACUUGUCGAUGGAGUUUCGUGCAAUAAUUAAAAGCUGUAUACUUGAUAUAAAACCAGAGGUUUGAACAGGAAGAAAAACUUGACAUUUUCAGGGAUGUGAAUCGACCCCAGAUCACCAAACCAGAGUGUUGUUUGUUUUUUUUUUUUAAAUAAAACUUUAUAAUCAUAUUACAACAACCAAAUAAAAUUGUGUUAGCCGAGACUGUGCUCAACUAAUAUGCUACCUUUUGUCCUUUUUCGUGGUUUGCUGUACAUCGAGUGUGCUGAAUCAGAAAUCCAGCUAAGUGUGUUAAGCGUCAUUGUAACGGGAAUAUAAAGCCAUUAUCCGAC